Molecule: messenger RNA, 306 nt
Organism: Drosophila ananassae
Lineage: Eukaryota; Metazoa; Arthropoda; Insecta; Diptera; Drosophilidae
Product: trigger factor
Exons: 1
Coding region: 1-306 (101 amino acids)
Source: RefSeq, a predicted model, not a curated record
AUGCGCGCUAUUUUAUUGCUGGCCCUGUUCGGCUGUGUCCUUUUGGCCACAGUUUCUGCCCAGCUUCCCGAGCUGGAUGAUCUGUUCGAUCCCGAGGAGGCGGAAUUCCAAAAACGGAAUGCAGCUCAACAGCAAAACGACGUGGGACAGGAGGGACAAAAUGAUGACGAGGAAUCCAAUGACGAUACCUUAGAAGAUGACGAUGAGGAGUCCGAGGACGAAGAUUCCCAGGAUGAUGGUUCCCAGGAAGAUGAUUCCCAUGACGACGAGAAAGAAGAUGCCAGCCAACCAGAAGAAAAAUAUUAA